AUGCCCUUGAAGAGGCUAAGAUUGCAGAGUGAUCCUGACGCGAUGGACAUCGAUACAACUGAUCCCAUUGCUUCAAGCCAUCAUGUACUCACUGCUGGUGUCCCCAUCACAACUCCUCCAUCCCAUUCCCCCCUUGCAUCCAGGUCAUUUCCUCUCCCUGAUUGUUCCUCUCCUGGUGCCGUGAGUAUUGAGACUUCACGUUCCUUAGGGGCCACGAGCCAUGUUAAUCCUCCCCCAUCUUCAGCACCAAUGGUCCCCCUCACAACUCCAUCCCAUUCCCUCCUUAUGUCUCCUCUCCCCAAUCGUUCUUCUCUCAGUGCCGUGGGUAUCAAGACUCUAGGGGAGGGGGCCACGUCCCAUGUUAAUUCUCCCCCAUCUUCCACAGUAAUGAGUGCCGAGAGACCAAAAAUCUCGUUCCAGGAGUACAAGAAGUGCCAUGAGGCACAGAAAUCCUCUCUCGCACCUACGACUCACUCCCCACCCUUGGGUCGUUCUUUGCCUGAUUCCUCUUUGUCGCUUCGCAAGACAGGAAAUGUUGCAUUGCCAGACUGCAAUGCACCUGUCGUUCCUCUACCAUUUGUUACAGGAAUGGGUUCCGGGGAACCCAACCUGAACCGUUCGGCUCACUAA
Cantharellus anzutake is the source of this 630-nucleotide messenger RNA. RefSeq lists its product as uncharacterized. The transcript has a single exon. Bases 1 to 630 code for a protein of 209 amino acids. The record is from RefSeq and is a predicted model, not a curated record. Lineage: Eukaryota; Fungi; Basidiomycota; Agaricomycetes; Cantharellales; Hydnaceae.